AUGCUCAAAGGGGUAAAAAUCCAAAAACUAUUUUUGUUACAAAAAAUUAGCCUUAACCAAUACUACCAGAAACUUGAGGAAUUAAACAAGUACCCAGACUUCAACAACUACCUGAUAUUUGUCCUGACCAAGCUGACCUCAGAAGAUGAUCCAACCCGCUCGCUCAGUGGUUUGAUUUUGAAGAAUAAUGUGAGAGCCCACUUUGAGAAGUUUCCUCCGGAGGUGACAAACUUCAUUAAACAGGAAUGCCUCAACAGUAUUGGGGAUCCUUCGCCGCUAAUCCGGGCCACCAUAGGUAUCCUUGUCACUACCAUUGUGGCGAAAGGAGAGUUGAGGAACUGGACUGAACUUCUACCGUCAUUGUGUAGCAGUCUCGACUCUGACGACUACAAUGUCUGUGAGGGAGCGUUUGGUGCCCUUCAGAAGAUUUGUGAGGACACAGCUGAGGACCUGGACAAUGACAGUACACGGCCUCUCAACAUCCUCAUUCCCAAGUUCCUCCAGUUCUUCAAACACAACAGUCCCAAAAUCAG
Molecule: messenger RNA, 533 nt
Organism: Pecten maximus
Lineage: Eukaryota; Metazoa; Mollusca; Bivalvia; Pectinida; Pectinidae
Product: transportin-1-like
Exons: 4
Biological process (GO): protein import into nucleus
Cellular component (GO): nucleus; cytoplasm
Molecular function (GO): nuclear import signal receptor activity; small GTPase binding
Source: RefSeq, a predicted model, not a curated record